Molecule: messenger RNA, 633 nt
Organism: Anguilla anguilla (European eel)
Lineage: Eukaryota; Metazoa; Chordata; Actinopteri; Anguilliformes; Anguillidae
Exons: 4
Coding region: 1-633 (210 amino acids)
Biological process (GO): spermatogenesis
Source: RefSeq, a predicted model, not a curated record
AUGAAUCCCCUCUGGAAGGUGUACAAGAGUAAGGUGAUGAAGACCAUCAACCCGGAAGGUGAAGAAGACGCUGCGACUGAGAACAGCGAGCCAGACUGUAACAUGACGCCGAUCGAGGAGGACGAGGGCCCCAGCGCCAUGUCCCAGCUGGCCAAGAAGAUGCAAGGUGCGGGGGCCAAAGGCUGGAAGAGCAUGUCUGCUCUCUUCAACAAGGAGGACGAGCACCAGCUGCUGGAGUCAGAGGGCCAGACGGCAGCUGACCACCCACUGGCAGUGAAGCCCGAGGAGCCGCGGCCGACCAAGCGGGGCACGGGAUUCUGGGAUAGCUUCGCCACCAAGUGGCAGCAGGAGGCCUCCGCCAGGCAGGCCGCGACCGUGGCUUCAGCGGAGGAGGGGGGCGCGGGCGGGGAUGCGGCGCAAGAGGAGGGGAGCGAGGCCGGAGGGAGGGGCCAGGAGAGGGAGGCUCAGCAGGAGGGGGAGGAGAGCGAAGGCGGAGGGGGAGGAGUCAGCGGGAACAGCUUCUCCAAGUACGCCUCCCUGGGCGGGGGAGGGGAGGAGUCUGCCUUCAAGUGGAACUUUGUCACCAGCAAACUGGCCGAGCUGAAGACCAAGAGUCUGGCCAAGACCAACUAG